AUGGCUCCGCUGUCAGAAAACAGCUACUCUCCAGCAGAAAUUGCCGCGAUUCUUCUGGACUUUUAUUUAUUCUUGACUAUAAUUUAUUACGAUGCCCAGUACCUCAAACUCCCCUCAGCAGAAGGCUGGACCGACAUGGAACCCUUGUUAGAAAGUCUUGGGAGCUCCGACAUGGUCGGCCAAGUCAUAAAACGCAUUCCUUACUUCGACAACGACUGCAAAGCUUUCAUCCACUACAAGUCUCGACUGGUGGACUAUCCAACCCUGCCUCAAAGCUGUUUUAAACGUGUCAUGUGGGGGAGAGUAUCGAGCUCAGAUGAGAUAUAUUCAGAGCGGCGACAGAUCAUAAUCGACAUGCGUGAUGUCUUUCCACUAGCUACUGGUCGCGAAGCCUGGGGCAAAUAUAUCUGGUUGAAUGUGAGAGAUGGGGAAAUUACUGUAGAGGAGCGACUCAUGCAUGACCUCCUGCAAGUCGACCUGAAAGUAUUUUUCGAUGGGGUAAAGCAAGACUACAUCGCGCUAAAGCUCAUACCCUGUCGCAGAAGGAUUACUAUCGAAGCUGACAAAAUUGAGGAACGGCUUGGCGAGGAGGUUAUAACGGAGGAAGAGGUGAUUGCACAGGAUGGGGCAUGGGGUACAGCCCUUGACAUACACUAUACCAGGCAGCUCUAUCGAGCAUUUGGAUGGCCUCUCGCAUUUCGGAAAUAUGAAGCUUUCGAUGCAGUGGACCGGCUCAUGGACAAGCUUGGAGAACAUCGGAACGAAUGGGAGCCCACGGAGGAGGAUUGGGAUGAUGACGAUCAUUGGUGUUAA
Messenger RNA from Fusarium graminearum PH-1, 813 nucleotides. RefSeq lists its product as uncharacterized. Bases 1 to 813 code for a protein of 270 amino acids. The transcript has a single exon. Lineage: Eukaryota; Fungi; Ascomycota; Sordariomycetes; Hypocreales; Nectriaceae. The record is from RefSeq and is a predicted model, not a curated record.